ACCGUGUUGGACGCCAUCCUUAACACCACCAGAAGCCAAGAGUCACCACACAGUUCAAACAGCCCAGCCUUGCAAAACUGGGAGCAACUAACGCCAACCGUCAUCAUCUCUCUCUGCCUCGCCCCAGUUAAGUGUCUCGGUUCUCUUUCUCUCUCUCUUCCGCGCCUCACUCUCUCGGGUUCAGUCUCCAGCGCGUCGCUCUCUCUCUCUCUCUUGCCCCGUCACCCAGGCUCCUCCGCCGCAAGGAGUCCUGUCACACUCCACCUCGUCGUCCGGUCCCCAGUUUGUCGCUGCCACCCCCACACCCUACUUGGAGUCGUCGCGCCACAUACCGGGUUCAGCCGCCGCCAUACUGUCCGUCUCUUGAGGGCUAAAAGCAGAUAGUUCUUCAUAGCAGCAGAUAACUCAGACUGGUGUCAAGAGUGGCAUUGCUGAUCAGAUUAUUACAACCCAAAAUUCCAAAACCACGAACAAGAACAGUGAAAAGAAGAUAGCAAAUCUGAGAAUUAUUUUUUCUAUUUUAUAAGUAGCAAAUCUGAGAAAGCUAGAGAUCUUUUCACGAACAUGUGGUCUGCAGAUUUGAAAGCAGCACUAGGCCAGAGACUCAACUUAGAGGGCAUUGUUUCUUCGGCUAUGGUGGUUGUAAAGGACAGGCACUUGGCUGUUCCGCAUGUCUCCGUGCCUGACAUAAGAUACAUUGAUUGGAUUGAGCUGCACAGGAGGGGUUUCAAGGGUGUUGUAUUUGAUAAGGAUAAUACUCUAACUGCACCUUACUCUUCAAAAUUGUGGGGCCCUCUUAGUUUGUCACUUGAGCUGUGUAAAUCGGUUUUUGGCCCAGAAAUUGCGGUGUUCAGCAAUUCUGCAGGGCUGUAUGAGUAUGACAUUGAUGGUUCAAAAGCUAGGGAGCUUGAGGGGGUAAUUGGAAUCAAAGUAAUAAUGCAUACAUCUAUAUGUUGUGCUCUAGAAAUGAAGAAACCCGCUGGAAGGGCUGAAGAAAUUGAGAAUCACUUCGGCUGUAAAUCCUCACAACUUAUCAUGGUGGGUGACCGGCCAUUUACAGAUAUCGUUUAUGGAAACCGAAAUGGAUUUCUGACCAUUCUAACUGAGCCUUUAAGUCUCACUGAGGAGCCAUUCAUUGUUAGGCAGGUGAGGAAACUUGAAACAGUCCUUGUUAAGCACUGGUUUAGGAGAGGGUUGAAGCCAACCAGUCACAGACUAUUGUCAGAUGCCAUGCUUUGUGUGAAAAAUACCCCAUCGUUGUGAGAAAAUAAACGUGGAUAUAAUGCAAUAGGAGCUGGUCUGGAAUGGGUUGAAAAGAUAGUACUCUUCAGUAAAUUAUUUAUUUUUUUAACAACCUUCCAUAUUGAGAAUUUUAGAGAUUAACCACUAGGGCUUGGUUCAAGUGGUAAGAGCCUAGUCUUGGUAGUAUGCUUCGUCUAGGUUAAUUAUUUGAACCCUUGACAAUUUUUAGGUGUCAUUAAAUUGGGAGAAUUUCCCUUUGAAUAAUUUAAGGUGCAUUUGCCGAAACUUUCUUGUCAAAGGUUUGUACGCCCGAGAUUAAUUGUGACUUUGUGCUAGGACAUUAUGUGCCAAUAAAAAAGAAAUUGUUGAAUUUUAGCAA
Carya illinoinensis is the source of this 1621-nucleotide messenger RNA. RefSeq names its product phosphatidylglycerophosphate phosphatase 1, chloroplastic/mitochondrial. The record is from RefSeq and is a predicted model, not a curated record. The coding region runs from base 565 to 1263 and encodes 232 amino acids. The transcript has 8 exons. NCBI's taxonomy places the organism in Eukaryota, Viridiplantae, Streptophyta, Magnoliopsida, Fagales, Juglandaceae. Gene Ontology annotation, molecular function: phosphatidylglycerophosphatase activity.